Molecule: messenger RNA, 3905 nt
Organism: Rhodamnia argentea
Lineage: Eukaryota; Viridiplantae; Streptophyta; Magnoliopsida; Myrtales; Myrtaceae
Product: disease resistance protein L6-like
Exons: 7
Coding region: 1-3582 (1193 amino acids)
Biological process (GO): signal transduction; defense response
Molecular function (GO): protein binding; ADP binding; ATP hydrolysis activity
Source: RefSeq, a predicted model, not a curated record
AUGGUCGCCUCAUCUAGGCCCUUGCCGGCCAUGAGUGUGGUGAUCCUCGCCUACACUAGCCUUGCCUGGGCUAGGCUACCCUUGCCUGACUUGGAAUCGAGUAUACUCAGAGAGCGGGCGUGCACUGCACUGGAAGAUCAUACCUUGACCCGACAACUCAAGCGAGCUGAACUCACCGACGCUUCGACUCCGGCCAUGUCGAGGCAACCAAGACCUGACCUCCUGGAAGAAUUGUCUGCUUCGUCCACCUCUGUGAGUGGAAACAACUUCCACGUAUUCUUGAGCUUUAGAGGCCCCGAUACUCGCAAUGGCUUCGUCGAUCACCUCUACCAUAGACUCAAGGAUGUGGGCCUGCCGUUCCAUCCGAACUUCGUGUUCAGAGACGAUGAGAACCUCCCCUUCGGCGAGGACGUCGCGGCAAAUCUCAUCAGCGCAAUCACCGGCUCUAGAGUUUCAAUCCCGGUCAUCUCGCCAACGUAUGCUUCUAGCCGAUGGUGCCUCCGUGAGCUCAUCCACAUAAUGAAGUGCAAGGAAAGCAGAGGACAGUUAGUCUUGCCCGUGCUUUACAAGGUGAGUCCUGAGGACGUGCGGUACCUGCGGGGGAGCUUCGGAGAUGCCUUCCGGCGCCGUGAGCAUCGUUUCGACGAGGAGGUCAACCGACAAGGAAGGGAAGCGCUCAAAAAAGCAGGUGACUCCAGAGUAUUCGAAUCAGAGAAAUUUGCUGAUGGGCAUGAAGCGGAAUUGGUAAAUAAACUUGUGGAAAUUGUGAUGGGCAAGCAGCAAGAAGAUUUCCAGCCACGUCUUCCAGUGAACGUGGUUGGAAUUGAUGAUCGUGUGGCUGAGGUCAUGAAAUUGAUGGAUACUGCUCGUCCCGACACUCAAGUUGUUGGGAUUUAUGGGAUAGGGGGCGUCGGUAAGACAACUCUAGCUACGGCCAUUUAUAACAAGCUUUUUGACAAAUUUGAGUGCCGCAGCUUUCUCAAGGAUGUUCGAGAAACAAUUGAUGGCAAGGGUAUCGGGCAUGUGCAAUCUCAAUUGAUCUCGGAUAUACUAAAACUUCAUGACUAUCGAGUGCCUGAUUCUGAUAUAGGAAUUAAUACGAUCCAAUCCCGUUGCACGCAGAAGAAGGUACUUAUUCUUCUGGACGAUGUUGAUCGUCAAGACCACCUUGAUAAAUUGAUUGGAGGUUGCAGCUUCGUGUCAGGAAGUAGGAUCAUAAUUACGUGUCGAGAUAAGACCCUCUUGAAGUCUAAAUAUGAGUACGAACUCAAAGAAAUGAAUGCCAAAGACUCUUUGCAUCUGUUUAGCAGAUUUGCAUUUGAUGGGAAGGAACCUCCGGCAGAACUUGCGGCUCUUUCCAGUGAUAUUGUUGCCACCACAGGAGGGCUUCCCUUAGCUCUCAUGGUUAUAGGUUCACUUCUCCGAGGAGUAAAAGAUCGAAUAGUGUGGAGAGAGAUGCUCGAGAAAUUGAGGAAUGCGCCUGAUGAGACCGUACAAGAGAAGCUGAGGAUAAGUUAUGAUACAUUAAAAUACAAGGAAAAGCAAAUGUUUCUAGACAUAGCAUGUUUUUUCAUAGGAACUGAAAAAAGAAUUGCCACCUACCUGUGGGAGGAUCUCAAAUUCUUCCCAAGAAUCGGAUUGCAAAUACUGAUUAACCGUUCGUUAAUAAAAGUUGAUGAUAACAAUGAGUUGAGAAUGCAUGAUCAACUAAGAGAUCUAGGCAGAGCUAUUGCUCGUCCAGAAGAUAUGGAGCCUUGGCGUUGCAGCAGACUAUGGGACGAGGAAGCCAUAAAAGUUCUACGACGCAAGGAGGAAAAUGAAAAAAUCGAGGCACUACAUCUGGAUGAAAGGGGCUCAAGAGAGUUCAUGCAGCGAGAGAGCUUCAAAAGAAUGCCUAACCUGAAGUUCCUUGAUGUGAGUGGUGUGGAUUUUGAUACAGAUUUUAAUGAUUCACUUUCUGUGUUAAGAUGGCUAAAGUGGGAGGGUUGUCCCGAAUCUUUCGAGGCGACCAAUGUUCAUUUGGAGAAAUUAGUCGUACUUGAUCUAUCCGAUGGUUUUAUCAGUGAAAACUGGGGAGGAUGGAGUUCAAUCAAGAUGGGGAGGUUGAAAGUUCUCAAUCUUUCGCGGUGCUUACAUUUACAGAGCACCCCUAAUCUCUCUGCGUUUAAGAAUUUAGAGAUGCUAAUACUGGAAGGUUGUACGUAUUUGGAGGAAAUCGACCCUUCCAUUGGAGAUGUCAAGUCCCUUGUUUCCUUGAACUUGAGGGCCUGUGUGAGUCUCAAGAAGUUACCCUCACAACUGGGUGAACUGACCAAACUGAAGGAACUCGAUAUAGGCUAUACUGCUAUAGAGGAAAUUCCUCCAUGUAUAGGUUCUUUGAAGAAGCUGGAGAUGCUUAAUGCCUAUGCUUGCACAUCUGGUUAUUCUUUCUGUCAUGUCCCUUAUUCAAUUGGGAAGCUGGAAUCGUUGACUGAACUCAACUUGUCAAAUACAGAAAUUUCAGAAUUACCUGAAUCCAUUGCGGAUUUGGAAAACUUGAGAAUUUUGAAUAUUUCUUUCUGCAAGAAAUUGAGUAGUUUACCCAGUACUAUCAGCAAGUUGGGAAAACUUGAAGAAUUAAAUGCCUCAGUCUGCCAGAGUCCGGGAGGGGAAGUCCCUAUAGAUGGGUUGUCUUCAUUGAAGAUCCUUCGAUUGUCAUCUACGUGCAUUUCUGGCUUGCCCGAUGCAGUUGGGAAGCUUUCUUGUCUCGAAGAACUUAACUUAGCUGGCUGCCGCAUGGUAAAAUCGCUGCCUCAAAGCAUCAGUAAGCUGUCUUCUCUGCAACACCUGGAUUCAAGCAAUUGUGAUCUUCAGUCGCUGCCGGAGCUUCCUGCCAGUUUAACAGUUCUAAGAGUCACCUGUCAGCAACACACAUUGCCUCAAAUUUCUUACCUAAUCCAUCUUAAAGAGAUUAGUUUUCAUUUUUGCAAUUUGCUGGAACUCAUGCCAAAGCUUCCCUCAGGAACAUUGAAGCUUCGUUUCUACUGGUGUGAUAAGUUGAAAGAGUUGCCAGGUUUGUCAAGUUUGGAAUUCUUAUCACAAUUAUUAAUCGAAGGGUGCCGUGAGCUGACAGAAAUCAAGGGUCUGGAAGGAUUAAAAUCUUUAGAUUACCUAUCUGUAUCUAGAUGCAAGAAGUUUUCCAACCUUGAUGGCCUUGAACAUCUAGAGUCUUUGAGAAACUUGGAAAUGGUGGACUUGGAUGCUUCCCUAAUGGAUGAUGAUCUAGUUCAAGUUCAAGGCGUUGACAGAUUGAAAAACUUGGAAGUGCUGGAAAUUAGUUCCUGCGGGUCCCUUGUGAGGCCAGACCUUUCGCAAUUAACACAUCUGAAGCGAUUAAUAGCUAGAGAUUGUGACAAUCUAGUUGAAAUUAAAGGCCUUGAGACGUUGAAAAAAUUGGAACGCUUGGAUAUCUGGGGGUGCAAAUCCAUUGAAACAUUACCAGACCUCUCGUACUUCGAUAACCUGAACUAUUUGAACAUAAGAUUCUGCGGGAAGCUUCGUGAUGUUCAGGGCUUGGAGAAAGUUGCAUCUGUGGAUAGAUGAUAAAGCGAUUCAACUGCAAGGCCUUAGCAAAGUGUCCACAUCUGUCGAAUUUUCGAAGAUUUUAUGGAAUGGUGGGGGUCAAUUUUGCAUGAACUUGAGGAGAUCACAGAGCUCCAAGAAUCAACUCAUCUGAACUCUAGAAGACAUUCAGCGAUGCAACUUAUUGGAAUUUCAUAUGUUCAUUGCACUUCUGCAGCAGACAAGUAAAUAAUCCCUGAAAAAGAAUGCUCCGAUGAGUCGAGCACUUUGGCCACAAUGUCGGAGUGAUUCACGUGUCCAUUCAAAGGUAAAUAAAGCAGGUCGCACUAUUCAUCGAGAUUUAC